UGCUGGAACAGUAAAACAGAAAAAUGAAGGCUUGUGUAGGACUAGUGUGGUUGCUCAUCGUUGUGUUUGAGCUUAUGCCGAUGUUAACCCUUCUACACCUUAAGCCUGUGCAAAGCUUGAGCCCACCUGUUUUAUGCCGUAGCCUCUGUGGAGGGAUACCCAUAAACUACCCUUUCGGGGUGGACGAUGGCUGCGGUGCACCGCAUUACCGGAAAAUGCUGAAUUGCAGUACUGACCUGUUUCUACUCGCCCCGUCAGGCUCCUAUAAGGUCCGAUCGAUCGACUACGACAAGCAGACGAUGGUGAUUUUCGAUCCAGCGAUGUCCACCUGUUCGAUGCUUCAGCCUCACCAUGACUUCGUCAUGUCGGAGAUCCAAUCGGUAGUAAUGCCACCCUCGUCCGAUACUGUUUUCGCUCUCCUCAAUUGCUCUAUUGACUCCCCUGUUCUCAACCACUACCGCUCACUCUGUUUCAACUUCUCCGGCCAUUCCUGCGAUGAGCUCUACAGUGCCUGCACUUCUUUCCGAAUCUUCCAACAGUUCCACUCACUUAGCCCUCCUUCCCCUGCUAUUAUAACCCCCAACCCAUUCUACUCUAACGCAUCGUCUCCUCCUCCUCCUUCUAUCUCCCUCUCUCCUCCUCCUCCCUGUUGCUUCACAGGUUACGAUACAGUAAAGCUUAUGAGCAUGAACAUACUGGACUGCACGCAUUAUACGACCGUGUACGACACGGACAAUCUCAAGGGUGUAGGGCCACUGGACUGGUCUUAUGGGAUGAAACUCGCCUACACCGUUCCCAACGUGGGCUGCGACCGGUGCCAGCGCUCCGGUGGCACCUGCGGCUUCGAUACAGAGACGGAAGGGAUGCUUUGCAUAUGCUCUACCUCUUCAAACGCUACUAGAGAUUGCGGUAACUUUGUGCGAGGAGGCAACAUUAACGCAGCUGCAAAUUGGGGUCCCAAAAAAUCGCCAUUGAGGUUAUUCCAACUGCUAGUUUUGGUGUUUGGAGCACUUGUUAACAUGAACUUAUGGAAUUUCUCUGUGGUGUGACAUUUUACACGCUCAGUAUAUUAUUUCUCCCUGUAUCACCUAGAAAUUAUUCAUCGUUGG
This is a messenger RNA of Telopea speciosissima, 1109 nucleotides long. RefSeq lists its product as uncharacterized. Bases 24 to 1049 code for a protein of 341 amino acids. Gene Ontology annotation, molecular function: polysaccharide binding. The transcript has 4 exons. The record is from RefSeq and is a predicted model, not a curated record. NCBI's taxonomy places the organism in Eukaryota, Viridiplantae, Streptophyta, Magnoliopsida, Proteales, Proteaceae.